UCGCUGCCGUUGCUGCUGAGCUGCGCUCUGCAUGGCGUCGACGCGUGGUCGAUGCGCACGGUGACGUCGUACCAGGCGCGCGUGGAGACGUACGCGCCCGUGUGGGACGCUGACCAGCAGGUUUUCGUGUCGGGCCUCCCAUCCAGCGGGAACUUCUCCUUCGACGAGCGCUACCGAGCCUCAAUGGACUCGAUCACCACCUCCAGCGUAGAGGGCGCGCUCAUGUACCUGCAGCGCGACUGCAUCGAUCAGGGAGCGGACCCGACGGCCAGCGGCUGCCACCGAAGGAACAACGUGAGCGUCAUCACGUUCCUCGAGGUGCAGAUCGUGCAGCCCAACGCUGCAUUGGCCGAGUACCAGGAGCAGCGCUGCAUGUACCCGGAGUUCUGCCCCUUUGUGGUGAUGCAGGACGGAGAGUGCGCCUAUGCUGACGCGCAGGACGACGGCUUGGCUAGUGACAGCAGUGGAUCGAGCAGAGACCACCCGCCAGAGUGCAAGCAAUUUAACGGACUCGACGGUCAGCCCGACAUCGGCCCGUGUGUGGGGGCACAGGCGUUCUCUGCAGAUAUGGUGGCCCCGUACCACGACACGGUGUGGUUCUCGUACCCGAAUAGCUGCGUGACGUCGAGUUGGACGAACGGCAAGAGCGACGUCUGUCGAGAGCAGCACAAGGGAGGACUGUGCCCCUUUGGGUGGCAGCCGGAUGGAGUGAAUUGCACGUUCUCGUACAAGAUUUUGGGCUAUUUGUCGAUCGAUCAAUUGGUGGGGAUCACGGCGAUCAAUGCUACCAGUACAUCUUCAGUGGAGAGUUCAACUUCGGGUUCUGGAUCGGAGGCGUCGGCGAUUGACAGCGUCCAGAAGGCCUCGACCAAGUACUACAAGAACUACAACGCGUUCUGCAAGGCUGGCAACGUCGAGUUCCACUCGUACGACCAGGACAAGACCCUCGGACUGAGCAACGUGACCAGCAUCCCGUUCUGGGAGGACCCAUCGUCUCUGGAGGCGAACUUCGCUCGCACGAGGCAGAUGAUCGCGCUGUAUAACGAGCUAGCGGACGAGAAGACGAACCACAUGCAGAAGCUGCCCACCGACCUGGAUGCUCUGCGAGAUAGCAACCCUCCCUGCUACGAGAACGCGGAGGUUUGCUACAACGCCCAGUUCGGCUGCCGGCGGCAUUCCUACGCGCAG
Phytophthora sojae is the source of this 1188-nucleotide messenger RNA. RefSeq lists its product as hypothetical. The record is from RefSeq and is a predicted model, not a curated record. The annotation marks the transcript as partial. NCBI's taxonomy places the organism in Eukaryota, Oomycota, Peronosporomycetes, Peronosporales, Peronosporaceae. The transcript has a single exon.